Molecule: messenger RNA, 869 nt
Organism: Pyrenophora tritici-repentis Pt-1C-BFP
Lineage: Eukaryota; Fungi; Ascomycota; Dothideomycetes; Pleosporales; Pleosporaceae
Biological process (GO): intracellular protein transport; retrograde transport, endosome to Golgi
Cellular component (GO): retromer complex; endosome
Source: RefSeq, a predicted model, not a curated record
AGCCUCCCGCGACAAUCCCCGCGCUAUACCCAGCGAAGCGCUCCACGCUUGAAGAGUGCUUACCACUGUACAUACAGACCUCGGCCUUUUUGUAGCCUAGUUUGAGCGGCCAAAGCUACCCCAACGCCGCAACAAUGGCUUCGCGACUGGUGCUGGUCCUAGGCGACCUCUUCAUACCAGAUAGAGCCUCAGAUAUACCGGCCAAGUUCAAGAAACUUCUCGCGCCUGGAAAGAUUGGACAGAUUCUCUGUCUAGGCAACAUAACGGACCGUGAAACGUACGAGUUCCUCCGCGCCAUUGCGCCCGACCUACAAAUCGUAAAAGGCGACUUUGACGUCGAAGCGCCAAACCUCGCAUUGUCAAAAGUUGUCACACACGGAAGUCUACGUAUAGGAUUCACGCACGGGCAUACGAUCAUACCACCGGGCGAUGGCGAUAGUUUGCUCAUAGCAGCGCGGCAAAUGGAUGUGGAUGUGUUGCUGUGGGGCGGCACCCACAAGUUUGAGGCGUAUGAGAUGGAGGGCAAAUUCUUUGUAAACCCAGGGAGUGCGACGGGAGCAAUGUGUACGGGGUGGUGGACUGAGGACGAGGACCCUACGCCAAGUUUUGUGCUGAUGGAUGUGCAAGGCGAUGUCCUGGUACUGUACGUGUAUCAACUACGCAAAGAUGCCGAGGGCAACGAGAAUGUCGCGGUGGAGAAGGUGUCGUUUCGGAAAAACGGCGGCGGUGCUUCAUAGAACGGGGUGACACGAUGUUGAACGGCCGGUUGAAGUCGGCUUACAUGCCGGUUGAACGCAUGAACGACGUGGUUGCACAACCUUGCUGCCAUGUACGCGCAUGUAUACUACGAGGAAUAGAAAGGCCCAUGU